GGCUGAUCCAUUCGGAUUUACGUAUUAGCUGUAAAACACCACCCGACUGGAUUAUUGUAUCCGCUCUGACAGUGAAUACCACCCCAUAAAUUUGCAUUUGCUGCGCUUGUGAUUCUUUUCCAGCCAACCCAACAGUUCACUUUCAUUCCUGACCCUUAUUAGCAAUGAAUUUAUCCACGAGGCAGACUGCCUUAUUGCUGGCCGUACUGACGACAACGACCGACGCGUUCGCCCCGUCUCGGUCAGCUACCGCAACGUUCCGAGCGAUUGUAACGUCGCCCAAAUUCGGAAUAGUUCCGAAAGUCCCACUCCGAUCCGCUCCCGUUCUUAAAUCCGCCGAUACGGACGACGAAGAGAUCGAACGACUCAAGUCCAUGGCGGCCAAACUGCGUUCGGAGGCAGCCAAUUUGGAAGCCUCGCAAAAACAGCAAAUUGCCGACGCCGCUGAACGAGCCUUUCGCAAGUUCGAUACCAACCAAGACGGCGAGAUCUCGCUGGCAGAACUAAAAGCUGGACUCGAAAAGAACCUCAAAAUGGAACUUUCAGAGACCCGGGUCAAAAUGCUUAUGCAUGAUUUCGACAAGACGGGCGAUGGGACGCUUAAAUUGGAAGAAUUCGUGACUGUCGAACAGUUUCGCAAUAAACUUGACGCCUUGGCGCGGGACGAAAAGGCGCAGGCUCUGCAAGCAAAGCGAGCGGCACAACAAGAAGAAGAGGCUUCCAAGUUUCUGCAGGCCCGUCUCGAUAUGAUUAACGACCGCGCACCCACCACGCAAGACAAGCUAAUCUCGGUAUUACCGUACCUAUUUCCACUCCUGGAUGGUCUCCAGUUUGCCCGCUUUCUCGUUCUGGAAAACCCCGACAAUCCGAUCUCCGGAAUUAUUGCGCUUUCGUACGCCUUGUACCGGAGUAUCCCGUUUGGAGGUUUUAUUGCUUUUUUUGCGCUUUCCUUCUUGUCCGGGAACCCCACCAUCAACCGUUUGAUCCGUUACAAUAUGCAGCAGGCCAUCUUUUUGGACAUUGCCUUGUUCUUCCCCGGAUUGAUCGCUGCCGUUUUCAGUUUAGUGGGGGGUGGAAAGUUCUUGCCACAGGGUGUGACGGAGAUUGGUUCCGACGUCAUGUUCGUUACGCUGCUCGCCACACUGGGGUACUGUACCGUGAGUUCGCUCUUGGGCGGCACGCCCGACAAGAUCCCCAUCAUUAGCGAAGCCGUCAAUGCCCGUAUACCGACGGUGGACAUGUUCGACGUCCAAGGUCGCUUUACUCCGAAACGUACUGAUUCACCGAAUGCCGAAACCGACGAAGAUGACGAACGCAAAAAGGACAAGAAGGAUUAGAAGUCUCUUCUAGGACACACCGGCGUGCGAUUCAGCAAUGAUUGUGACACAUACACACACAGACCAACGCCAUACCACAGGGACCCGCAUGCACCUAAUAUUUAUAUAUACUCAACAAUCCAUACAUAUAGUGGAUAAAACUGUAGAGAGAAUAACAAGGAUCAAAGGGUAGCACAAAUAGGGCUGCAGUCCAAUGGCAGCUGCAU
Phaeodactylum tricornutum CCAP 1055/1 is the source of this 1543-nucleotide messenger RNA. RefSeq lists its product with no specific name. The record is from RefSeq and is a predicted model, not a curated record. Gene Ontology annotation, molecular function: calcium ion binding. NCBI's taxonomy places the organism in Eukaryota, Bacillariophyta, Bacillariophyceae, Surirellales, Neidiaceae. The transcript has a single exon. Bases 165 to 1337 code for a protein of 390 amino acids.